AUGAAGCAGGCCUACGACCUUGGCGUCAACUUCUUCGAUACGGCCGAGAGCUACGCGGGUGGUAACUCGGAGAUCAUCAUGGGCCAGGCCAUCAAGAAAUUCGACUGGAACCGCAACGAUAUCGUUGUUAGCACCAAGCUCAACUGGGGCGGCGCCAACGGCGAGGUGCUCAUCAACAACCACGGUCUUUCACGCAAGCACAUCAUCGAGGGCCUGCGCGCGUCCUUGAAGCGCCUCGAUCUCGAGUACGUCGACAUCGUAUACGCACACCGACCCGACCGCUUGACGCCGAUGGAAGAGACCGUCCGCGCUUUCAACCAUGUUAUUGACAAGGGCUGGGCCAUGUACUGGGGCACGUCCGAGUGGAGUGCAGACGAGAUCGCUGAGGCAUGUGGUAUCGCCAAGGACCUCAAGAUGAUUCCUCCCGUGGUUGAGCAGCCUCAGUACAACAUCCUCGAGCGCCGCAAGGUCGAGUAUGAGUUCCAGCGUCUGUACCAGCGCUUCGGACUUGGCCUGACCACCUUCAGCCCCAUCAAGAUGGGCUUGCUGAGCGGCAAAUACAACGACAGCUUGGAUGCGCCGCCGGCCGGCAGCCGUUUUGCCGAAGGCAAGGGCGACAAGUUUGUCAACUGGGCCAACAAGGAGUGGUAUGGCAACGACGAGUGGAAGUCCAUGAUUCAGAGCGUGGUCAAGCUCAAGGGUAUCGCAGAAAAGCUUGGCGCGACGCAGUCGCAACUGGCUCUUGCUUGGUGCUUGAAGAACCCGAACGUGACUUCAGUCAUUACGGGCGCCUCGAGACCCGAGCAAAUCGUCGAGAACGUCGGGGCCCUUAAGGUUCUCGAAAAGCUGACGCCGGAGAUCAUGGCGGAAGUUGAUGCCAUUGUUGGCGAGGUCAAACUUGACCCGGCCAGACAAGAUUAG
Colletotrichum truncatum is the source of this 921-nucleotide messenger RNA. Its product is annotated as voltage-dependent potassium channel beta subunit. NCBI's taxonomy places the organism in Eukaryota, Fungi, Ascomycota, Sordariomycetes, Glomerellales, Glomerellaceae. The record is from RefSeq and is a predicted model, not a curated record.